CUUCACCUUCCAUCUUUGAAAUGAGAAAGUGGAAGGAAGAUGAUGAACAUACCCUUUUCAGGGGACCUCUAUGCUGUACGUAGAAUGGAACGGAAUGGAAUGGAAUGGAACAGAGUGAAUGGAAUAGAAUAGAAUAGAAUAGAAUAGAAUAGAAUAGAAUAGAAUAGAAUAGAAUAGAAUAGAAUAACAAAGUUGGAAGGAAUCAGCUCUGAUUCCUGUCCCACAACCUCUUUUAACAUAGGAGCAGUUGGGGCACAUUAUUAGUGAUUAAUGGGAUGUGGAUCACUUCUUAGAACAAGACCUGAUGUACAUACAAGGUGCACAUAUGCAAUUAUCCAGAAGAAUAAAUACGUCUCUGCUGGAAUCAAGAAUUAUGGUUGUUUUGUUCAGUCUCACUUCUUUGGAAUCUAGAUUAAAUCUAUUUAAACAAUUAAAGCUAUUUUUCUUGUUAAAAAAAAAAGACUUGACUGCAAUCUAUAGACAAAGGAAACGUGUGGUAGCGUAGCUACUGCCCAGGAAGUGGUUUGUUUAUUUAUUUAUGAGACAUAUACUGUUUUAAGUGCAAGCACUCUCUAAGCGGUGUACACCAGUAAGCAAUGUAUAUGUAUAUUUUUGGUUCUCUAAAAUUGGGGUGCCUUUCCCUUGCUAAAAUGUUAUUUGCAAUUUAUUUAUCUAUUUGUACUUUGAUGUGUUAGAUUCACCUAUCCACCAGGAUUUAAACCACUGAUGGUUUCAAAGUCCAUACUUGCCUGACUACACAUACAUAGAAACUCUCUUUUUAUGACCUUGUACUCCCUAUUCAGGGUAGAGUUGGAGGUGACUAGAUGGAGCUGCGCAUUUACUGGCCAGAUGCCCUUCCUGGCGCCACACGGAGUUCACAGUAGAUAUUUUUUCUUUGUGUCCUAGGAAACAAACUCCUGCCACUUCCUAGGAUUAAACUCUCAACCUUCUGAAUGAGAGGCGAGCGCCUUCACCACUAGGCCACCAGGCUGCUUAUGACCACAAAUGCAUAAAUCUCUCCCAAACUGAGGGUCUCUUGCCCAAGGUGGCCCCACCCGCCGUGGUGGAUGGACUUGGCCAUUCACAGCCUUAGGGAGCACCUGAAGAGCAGAAGACUCACCUCUGUCUCCUUUGCCUUCUCAACAGAGGAGCAGUUAUGGCGGAGAAGAGCCUUGAUCCCACCUGUGUGUCCAUCUCCCUGGAGGACUCUGUCUGCAAUGCUGGAUCUCAGGACGGCUCCUUCCUGACCACUCACCUGAAAAAGGUGGAGAACCACAUCACAGAUGCGCAGAGAUUCUCCCAUUUGCCCAAGCGGUCAGCUGUGGACCUUGACUUCAUUGACCUGUCGUAUUCGGUCCGGGAAGGUUCCUGGUGGCGAAAAAGAGGAUAUAAGACGCUGCUGAAAUGCCUCUCUGGAAAAUUUUGCCCCCGGGAACUGAUUGGUAUUAUGGGACCUUCUGGAGCUGGGAAAUCUACCUUGAUGAACCUCUUGGCUGGUUACCGGGAAACAGGCAUGAAAGGCCAAAUUCUUGUGAACGGACACCCAAGGGAGCUGCGCACUUUUCGUAAGAUGUCAUGCUACAUUAUGCAGGAUGACAUGCUGAUGCCCCUUCUCACCGUGAGGGAAGCCAUGAUGGGUUCAGCCAACCUGAAACUGAACGAGAAGCAAGAAGUGAAGAAAGAGCUGGUGAACGAGAUCUUGACUGCCUUGGGACUCCUGGAAUGUGCCCACACCCGCACCUCCUCUCUCUCUGGAGGACAACGCAAGCGACUUGCCAUCGCUCUUGAGUUGGUCAACAAUCCUCCAGUCAUGUUUUUUGAUGAGCCCACCAGUGGACUGGAUAGCAUGUCCUGCUUCCAGGUGGUCUCCCUCCUGAAAUCCUUGGCCCAAGGGGGCCGCACCAUCAUCUGCACCAUCCACCAGCCCAGCGCUAAGCUCUUCGAAAAGUUUGACAAGCUCUACAUCCUCAGCCAAGGACAAUGUAUCUUCAAGGGAGCUGUGUCCAACCUCAUCCCAUAUCUAAAAGGGCUUGGCUUGCAUUGCCCCACCUACCAUAACCCAGCUGAUUUCAUCAUUGAGGUGGCCUCAGGGGAGUAUGGCGAUCUCAACCCACUCCUCUUCCAAGCCGUCCAGAACGGACUGUGCACCAUGGAAGAGGAGAAGAAGAGCGGUCCAGAGAAGAUGGAUUCCUUGGUGCCAGGACCUUGCGUGGCGGAUUUGGAUCACAUCGAGAGUCACACCUUUGCUACUAGUACCCUGACUCAAUUUUGCAUUCUUUUCCAGAGGAGCUAUAUUUGCAUCCUAAGAGACACGCUCCUCACCCACCUGAGGUUCAUGUCCCACAUCUGCACGGGGGUGUUGAUCGGCCUGCUCUACCUACACAUCGGCAACGAUGCCACCAAGGUCUUCAACAACACCGGCUUCCUGUUCUUCUCCAUGCUGUUCCUCAUGUUUGCCGCUCUGAUGCCCACAAUUCUGACUUUCCCUCUGGAGAUGUCCGUCUUUCUGCGAGAACAUCUCAACUACUGGUACAGCCUAAAAGCCUACUUUCUGGCCAAAACCGUGGCAGACGUUCCUUUUCAGAUCAUCUACCCCAUCAUCUACUGCAGCAUCGUCUACUGGAUGACGGGGCAGCCUCCGGAAGCCACCCGCUUCCUGCUCUUCUCAGCCCUGGCCACCUGCACGGCCUUGGUGGCCCAAUCUGUGGGUCUCUUCAUCGGAGCAGCCUCCAGCUCCCCGCAAGUGGCUACUUUUGUGGGUCCUGUUUCAGCCAUUCCAGUCCUUCUCCUUUCUGGCUUCUUUGUCAGUUUCAAGACCAUCCCUACCUACCUUCGGUGGAGCACCUACGUCUCCUAUGUCAGGAACUAUAGCAUGUGGAUCAGUCUCAAGACUUUGGAAGGCUUAAUAGGAGUGUGGGCUGCAUAGAACUUGACACCAGCACCCCACGCCUGGCAAUGGGACGGUUUUUAUAUCUUCCCUUCCUCCCAGUCCCCGAUUGGCAUCCUUUCCCAGAUCCCUUCUUUCCUGAGUCCUUUACAAAAAAACAACCACCACCAAAUAUCUACCCAGCUUCUUUUGCAAGACCUGCAGCAGACACCGGAAGGAGCUUCAGCCCAUGGGAUCCGCCUGUCUCGCCCACUGCAGGGCAGGGGGGCCCCCCCGCCUUGAGUGGCAUUUUGAAAACCUGCUCCUUGGGGGGGGGGGGAGAGCAGGUUGUGGGCAGCUGACCGAUUCUGGAGAAACAAAGGCGGCCGCCACGGAUGGCAUAAAACCUUGUUGCAUGAAUCAAUUGAAAAAAACAAAACAAAGGUGGCCCUUGGCUUACAACAAUUCCUUUAUUGACGGUUCAAACUUACAACGGCGUGGACAAAAGUAACUUAGGACCGUCUUUCACACUUACGACCUUUGCAGCAUCCCCACUGGCCAUGUGAUCAGACUUCGGAUGCGUUAGCCACUGACUCAUAUUUACGACGGUAGCGGCGUCCCAGGGGUGGG
This is a messenger RNA of Crotalus tigris (Tiger rattlesnake), 3496 nucleotides long. It is a transcript of the gene ABCG4, whose product is annotated as ATP binding cassette subfamily G member 4. Lineage: Eukaryota; Metazoa; Chordata; Lepidosauria; Squamata; Viperidae. Bases 1157 to 2926 code for a protein of 589 amino acids. Gene Ontology annotation, cellular component: plasma membrane. The record is from RefSeq and is a predicted model, not a curated record. Gene Ontology annotation, molecular function: ATP binding; ATP hydrolysis activity; ABC-type transporter activity. The transcript is spliced from 14 exons.